Maylandia zebra (zebra mbuna) is the source of this 1486-nucleotide messenger RNA. Its product is annotated as granzyme B. Gene Ontology annotation, molecular function: serine-type endopeptidase activity. The record is from RefSeq and is a predicted model, not a curated record. Lineage: Eukaryota; Metazoa; Chordata; Actinopteri; Cichliformes; Cichlidae. Gene Ontology annotation, biological process: proteolysis.
UAUUAGCUCACCCUGACUUUGAUCUUACCAUGUUUACCCACUGUAACCUGGUAGUACUUAUAUUCGUGUUGAUUCUUCAAGAUCAGGUUUAUACAGGAGAAAUCAUUGGUGGCCGUGAAGUUGUGCCACAUAGCAAACCAUAUAUGGUGCUUUUGGAGCUGCACAACUUAGGUGGUCAUAACAAACACUGUGAUGGCUUCCUCGUUAAUGAGGACUUUGUGCUGACUGCUGGCCACUGCCAUGCAAAGUCCUACAAAGUCUUUUUGGGACUUCAUGAUUACCACAACCAUAAUGGAGUACAGCAUGUGUCGGUGCCUGAGACCAAUGCAUUUCCACACAAAGACUAUAAUCCAGUUUCUUACAGCAACGAUAUAAUGCUUCUUAAGUUGAGCACCAAGGCAGUGUUCAACGAGAAUGUGAAACCUAUUGAUCUUGCAGACCGUGAUGAUGGAUUUGCGCCAAAAUCGUGUGUAGUUCCUGGUUGGGGAAACACGGGAAACGGUAAAGACUCUGAUGUGCUCCUGGAAGUCAAUGUAACCCUGACUGAGAAUGAGAUUUGUGCUAAGGAAAAUAAGUACUGCUCUGAGGGUGCCACUGGACCAUCCACGGGAGACUCUGGUGGCCCAUUAGUCUGUGAAGAUGGAAAGGCAUACGGGGUGGUGUCCGCCAGUAGUAACUCAAUGCUAGAUGGCCUUAAGCUCUACAGUUACAUUAAGAUAUCUGACAAACGAGACUGGAUUGAUUCUGUCAUAGAUCAUCAUCGAAAGUGGUAAUUCAUGUAUUGAAUCUGCCUUUAAAAAAAGUUAUAUGACAACUGAGAUUUGAAUAUUUGAACUCAUUCUAUUAAAAUGAUGGGUGGCAAGGUGGUGCAAUGGUCACACUGCUGCCUUUUUUCUUCCAGCUACAAACCUUUUCUUUGCAAACCUGUAGUUUCAUUUUAGUCAUAGUUUAAAAUCUUAAAUUUAAAUGUAGAAUGAAUACCAUUUUUUUAAUUUUAAUGUUAGAUACUGCAUUUACUACUCUUAAAAUCAACAGAUUUUAAGAUUUCGAAUUAGUUUAAGAGAGAAACCAAGAUGAUAUGUUGGAUUGUAACAGCAAUAAACUGUUGUGCUACUCACUGUGUUUAUAUUUCAUUAUACAAACAUAUGGGUAUGUAUAAAAUAUGUGUUUGUUUUUGUGUGCAUGCGUUUAUAAUGUAUGUAUGACAGUUGUAAACUGCACAUGCUUCCCAGAGAACAUCCCAGGUCAGAGGUUGACAACAUACAUUCAUUGUUUAGCAGUAGUUCAUUGUUUAGCUGUACUUGUUGGCUUAAAAUUUGUUCAGCAAAGGACCCAAACAGUUUUUUUGAGCAAAUUUUAUUAGCUCCAUAAAUGGAGAUAAUUUAGAUUUUUUUAGAGGACCCUAUAUUAAUACAGUACUAACAGAAUACUCAAGUACAUAUUUUCCCUUUUGCUUGUUUGUGUGUUUUUUAAAUAAAUUUGCAAG